Messenger RNA from Ilex paraguariensis (yerba mate), 323 nucleotides. The record is from the annotation of a GenBank genome assembly. NCBI's taxonomy places the organism in Eukaryota, Viridiplantae, Streptophyta, Magnoliopsida, Aquifoliales, Aquifoliaceae.
GAAGUCCACCAAAAACGAAAGAACCCAACCUCAAAGUCACAAAGACCCAUAUUUCAAGCUUUGAUCACACCCUUGAAGUGGGUACGAGAUGAAUUUAUCAGACAUGGAAGCUAUAGCACAAUCAAUCUUGUCAUCCCCAUAAGCCAAAGUCCUCAAAUUCCACCAUUGAUGGUCGUGAACUCUUGUGAUGUUUCUCACUCUACUUUGUUGAUGAACAAAAAUAUGAUAUUGGAUGAGCUCCAAGAUUGUCCAGAGAUCAUUCGUUGUUUCGGGGACAGUUUCACCUUUGAAAAGGGCCAGAAAUUGUAUAAUGUUUUGUUGGA